Molecule: messenger RNA, 1758 nt
Organism: Branchiostoma floridae (Florida lancelet)
Lineage: Eukaryota; Metazoa; Chordata; Leptocardii; Amphioxiformes; Branchiostomatidae
Exons: 6
Coding region: 733-1362 (209 amino acids)
Source: RefSeq, a predicted model, not a curated record
GUGUAAAGUGACAAGUAGUCAGCGAGGGGAGAGGGACGCAAGCGGGAGCUAGUGCGGGCGCUCCGAACCACCUGUCAGGCGUCCGUGGUCGACCUACGCAAGCAGCGUGCUAGGGGAAUGGGUUUGUGGUCUAGAAACCUCUACUGAAGAAUAACUAGCGGCUAAGCCGGACUUAGAGGCGUUUAUUUUGCGGUUGUCUGCGCCAUUCAGCGAUAUAAGGACGCCAUUCUUCCACGUGCAGCGUUGUCAGAACGGGUUUUAGCCUGGAUUUGUUGAAAUUGUUCGUCCGUUUUUGCAACGUUCCACGAAACCAGGGGUUUUCAAAAGACGCGUUCCCGAACAGCUGUUACGUCGCUUUGGAGAAGUUUGGAACGUCGGAACAAACAAAACUGUACCAUACCACCACCGCUGAACUUCAGAUAGGCCAGGCUUUGACGCGACAACGGGCAAGAACUAGUCAAUUUGGGACAUUUCGACGUCAGGCGUAGUCACACACCUGUUGACGACAAGCACAGAAUAUUUAGAAGAAUUCCGUCAUAAAAAGAACGUGCCUCAGAAUUUCCUGGUUACAAUCGAACGUCAACUUGGAGACCAGAGUAAACAAGCGGUAAAAUUUAGGAGGUGCCGGGAGUUCAUUCUACUCGCGAUAGCGGGACAAACUUCAGUUUGUAUUAGUCGCACGGGGCAGGGAAGUCAAAGUUUGGCGACACUAAUCGGUGUGGAAGGAGCGCCAUGCCGGGGGAACAGUGUAAGCAGCGUCUGAGGAGGCUGAUGGGAACAGACGUGGUGAGGAUUAACGACCAGAGAUACAUGGAGAAACUACGGGACAGGAUCGUAGCCGAGUAUGAGGCUGAAAUCGAGAAGCGAGAGUCCCAGCUUGUGCUGAAUGAAAGAAAGCGGGAGCGUCGCCUGGUCCUGCAGGGCCUGAUGCCGCCCGAGUGCCCGUGCCAGGAGCUGUUCGUGCCCAGCCUCAGGAAAAAGUGCAAGUGCAACUGUAACAAACAGAAGAAAAAACUCAAGAAGAGAAAAACGUCCACCCACACCAGCAGCAGCCACGACGGCAGUACAACAAUAGAAAACCAGAGCACGUCGAGCUCGAGCGUGCGGAGCUACAAGUCCUCCUCCCGGCCGGGCCGGAGACCAUCGCUGGAGGAGUCCUUCAUGAGUCUCAUGAUCGACGAAGAGGAAGAAAAAGAAAAGGCCCCGGCUGCCCCCCAGCCAGCUCCCACCUACUCCGGCACGUCCUUUUGGCGCAGGAACCGCCGCAGCAAUCACUACCAGCCCGCAGUCAUAGACCAGAUGGAGAAGGAACAGACUGUAGCCGGUCUCUAUCGCCUGGCGGAAAAGAUCAUCAUUCUCUGACGUCACGAACUCUCGUUCCCAGGCUGAAACCACCUGUUACUAGCGCUUCACGCCAAGCAUACGGCAUAUAUACUUUUUACCUAAUAAUGUUAUAUUUCUCUGAGUUCUCAUACGUUUUGAAAAUAAAACGCACUAAAAGUAGCAGAAACUACCACUGUCAAUUUUGUUGUAACCGUGAGUUGAUGAUAGGAGAGGGAUUAAAAGUAGCUGAAUACAAAAUGCAUGUAACUCAUACGUUUUGACGGCAGCGCCAUCUAGUGUAAUUUAAUGAUAUUGCAGCAUAUUGCAUGCAGUUUGAUUUACCAGCGAAAAAUGUACUUCGCGGAAAACGGAUGCAUGGAAAAGCUGUAACUGUUGAGUCUGCAUUGAAAAGAAAAUAAAGACUACUUUACAAUA